This is a messenger RNA of Hypomesus transpacificus, 2713 nucleotides long. RefSeq lists its product as uncharacterized. The record is from RefSeq and is a predicted model, not a curated record. Gene Ontology annotation, molecular function: calcium ion binding. The transcript is spliced from 9 exons. Lineage: Eukaryota; Metazoa; Chordata; Actinopteri; Osmeriformes; Osmeridae. The coding region runs from base 147 to 1316 and encodes 389 amino acids.
CCAUUUUUUUCACCGAUAGACAUUUAUGCAGAAGUCACACUUAUCAAAGCUAGUUGUUAGCUUUUACGUUACUGUAGCUGUUGUCAGGUUACUCCUGAGGAUAAGCAAUUUGCAAGCAACUGGUAGCAUUUCCGAGGGAUAACAAAAUGCUGUGGAUGUAUUUGUGUUUGAGUGUUGUCAUCGACAUUGCUGUGUCCCAGGAGGUUGAAGAACCUGUCACAUACACGUGCACCGAUGGCUAUGAGUUUGAUGUUGAACGACAAGAAUGCAAAGACAUCAACGAGUGCGUGACAGUGCCUGACGCCUGCAAAGGUGGCAUGAGAUGCAUCAACCACUUUGGUGGGUACUUCUGCCUGCCCCAGAAUGCCCAGAUCAUCGUCAGCAAUGGAGAGGAUGAUCCUGCGGCUGCGAUGGAUGACGUGCGCGACCUGCCGUCGCCUCCUGUGGAGGCUCCAGCCUUACCAAUUCAGAGGGUCAUACCGAUUGGUAGCGGAAGCCGAGGGGGCACUGGAUACAGUGUUGGAGCCGGCGCUGCUCUCUCUCCACCAGUGCAAUGUUCUAUGGGCUUCACGGCUGAUGAGACCAAUUACUGCAGAGAUGUCAACGAGUGUGAGGAUAGCAAUCCAUGCCAGCACCAGUGCUACAAUAUCAUGGGCUCCUUUAUCUGCCAGUGUGAACAAGGCUAUGAGUUAGUGUCAGACCAAGUAUCAUGUCAAGAUAUCGAUGAGUGUGCUUUCUCCAGCUACAUGUGCCAGUGGCAGUGUGUAAACCAGCCUGGAGGGUAUAUCUGUGCCUGUCCUGAUGGAUACCAGCUCCAAGGCACCCGAGUAUGCCAAGACAUAAACGAGUGUGAUACAGGACAUAACUGCAGAGAAGAUGAGAUGUGCUGGAACUACUUUGGAGGCUUCCGGUGCUACCCUAGAAACCCCUGCCAUGAACCUUACAUGCAGACGGGAGAAGGUCGUUGCAGCUGCCAGUCACCAUCCAUCUGCCGAGGACUUCCACCAUCCAUUGUGUACAAAUACAUGAGCAUCACCUCAGAGCGCUCCGUGCCAGCAGACAUCUUCCAGAUCCAGGCCACCAGCGUCUACCCCAACAUGCACAAUACCUUCAGGAUCAAAUCUGGCAACGAGGGAGGAGAAUUCUUCCUCAGGCGCUCCAACAACGUCAGUGCCAUGCUAGUGAUGACAAAGCCUCUGACUGCUCCAAGGGAGCACGUUGUAGAUCUGGAGAUGGUCACCCAGAACAACGUGCUUAACUACCGCUCCAGUUCUCUACUGCGGCUUACCAUCAUCGUUGGACCCUAUGCUUUCUAAGACGUUUUCAGUAUUCAUUAAGUAGCCUACUGAUAUGUCAGCUUACUCUACAGAUCAAGAUCAAAAUAGAAAGGGCUGAAUCUCAAUAAAAUCACCUUAUCAUGACUAAAUUAUUAGAGCACAGCUAAAUAAUUGUAAAACAAUCUUUUGUAUUGCUUUUUCUUAGCUUUCUAAAGAUAUCAAUGUUGAUAAACCUUUUGAUUUACUAUUAAUUGGCGAAUUAUCUGUUUGUAUUUUCCAACAGAACACUUACAGUGUAACCAAACACAGAAACAUAUUUUUUUAUAGCAACCCCUAUUAACCCCUAAUACUUACACAAGGAUAAACUCAUCAUUCCUGGUCUUGAUUCUGAUUUACCUUUGUAAAAGUGUUAUUUUUUUGAUUUGUUGGAAAAUUCGGGCUCUUUUUGCCCCUUGUGGUUAAAAACGUUAGAAGAAUUGUGUGAUGUAUGACUACUUUUUGGAGAUACUCUGACGUAUCACAGGGAGGCGUAUGGCUACCAUAAGAUGUUCUAGCGGGUAACACCUGUAAGCUAAUGCAAAAUACAGGUGAUUGUGCAGCAAUAAUGUGGGAGUUUGAGAAUAAUAGUCUGCUAAGUGCUUUUUGUAGAUUUACCAAAUAAUCUUUUACAAAUUUGUCAACAUUUAUUAGAAUGGGUAAUUGUACAUGUGUGUUCAGUGUUGUAGAUUUAGGCAUCUCUAAAAACAAUGAAGUGUCUCAAGUGUUGGCAAUAUUGUGCUUGGUUCCACAACCCCCCCCCCCACACACACAUAAAUGGUUACCUCUGAGCCAAGAGUGAUGACGUGGGUAAACUAGAGGUUUAGCCAAUCCAAUUCUAAUCUCCUUUUGGACCAAGGUCUGUAUUUAGAUUUUGGAUGGGUAAAUGCUGGGCUGAGACGUGUUAGAUGUGUAAGUGCUGGGGCCAUAGUUGAGUCUCUGCAGGCCCAAAGCUCGGGCUUGUAUCUAGUAGAGAUAUCAUACAUGUCUGUUCAUACUUCUUAACUUCUUGACCCUUGAGGUAACCUAUGUGAGCAUGUUUUCAUUUGAACUGUCCUAUGUGUACAUUUGCUUUGAUGGAUUAUCUGAGUUGAAAUCGGGUGAUAUUUGUACUUGAAAUUUGUGUUUUUGCUUGAAGUGAAAACCAACACACGUGUACAGAAAAUACUAGAGUAGGGAUUUGAUUUAGCACAUCACUGACUAACGAUAACAUUACAAAAAUAAAUGUUCUUUAAGUAGUCAAUUUGGUUUAGUUUUUUCUUGUUUUUGGCUCUGUUUGAGAAUUGUGAAAUGCUUGAGAUGUGAAGUUUCAAAGUAAUAAAAAAAUUGAAUGUUUUUGAAUCCAUUCGAGUGUUGCUCAGCAACUUCUGUCCAAUGGGAAUAAAGCAGUCAUGCCUCGA